Messenger RNA from Aspergillus versicolor CBS 583.65, 643 nucleotides. RefSeq lists its product as uncharacterized. The record is from RefSeq and is a predicted model, not a curated record. The coding region runs from base 43 to 420 and encodes 125 amino acids. The transcript is spliced from 3 exons. Lineage: Eukaryota; Fungi; Ascomycota; Eurotiomycetes; Eurotiales; Aspergillaceae.
AUCUGCACCAAACUCUCCACACCCACAAAAACAUCCAGCACAAUGCAGCUCCCUUCCCUCCUCGUCGGUGCCCUACUGGCACUUGGCAUCCACGCCGCCCCCGUUACAGAGGGCACAGACCAAAGCCCAGCCUCCGACGGAAAUAGCCUAUUCCAACGCGACUCAGGCCAGCUGUGCCGGAUUCUCUACAGCACACACGUCAACUGCCGCACCGGGCCGGGCACGAACUAUAAGAGCGUGGUGGGGCUGAAUAAGGAGUAUACACGGGGGUACUGGUUUACGUGUGUGAAAUCGGGCGAGUGUAUUACGCUGAAUGGGGCGGUUAAUUGUGGGUGGGAUUAUUUCGAGGAGGAUAGGUGCUAUGUUAACGGGCAUUAUACGGAUGGGUCUUGUACUCUGGCCAAACUCGGCCGGUGCUAGGAAGCCUGCGAGGCUGUUCAACCUUCACGUCUAUAUGGAUAGGUAUUAGUACAGGAUAUAGUUGCAUUGGAACGCGUGGCACCGACAUCAGCCGGUAUGCUUCACCGAGGCUAUAGAUAUCCGAACUUCUCCAACUUCUCAAUCUUAGAUCCAAUCAAUCUUCUAAUACCAGACAAGUAUGAUUCAGGAAGCGGGGUUGAAUUGCUCCUUUUCGGCCAUCGGG